Molecule: messenger RNA, 840 nt
Organism: Belonocnema kinseyi
Lineage: Eukaryota; Metazoa; Arthropoda; Insecta; Hymenoptera; Cynipidae
Product: trypsin 3A1-like
Exons: 3
Coding region: 1-840 (279 amino acids)
Biological process (GO): proteolysis
Molecular function (GO): serine-type endopeptidase activity
Source: RefSeq, a predicted model, not a curated record
AUGGUGAAACUUUACUUGAAACUUUUAAUUGUGGGUGCCAUUGUGGCACAAGAAAUUUGGACUCUACCAGAUGAUUAUACAAAACUUCACAUACGAAAGAAACGUCUGGUUAAUAGAAUACCUGGUGGAAAUCAACCAACGCGGAUCGAACAAGCUCCUCAUCUAGUUUCUGUUCAUUUGAAUAACAACCACACCUGCUCUGGGACAAUUUUAUAUAGUAACGUUAUUUUGGUUAUGGCUGACUGUGUUCACCUAAAUGAACCACACACAUACAAGGUUAUUUCUGGAACAAACCGUCGAGAUGCUGGUACAACUCACAAUGUGUUAAAAAUAGCUUAUCAUCCAGAAUAUUAUCCUUCGGAAGGGGAUAUGGGCAAUAUGGCUUUGUUGGAAAUAAAUCCACCUAUCGAUUUAGUGCAUUCACCUAAUCGGAAAAUUGCUCUAUACUAUGGAAAUUUAUCACCAAAUACUGUUGUUCAAACCAGCGGCUGGGGCGAUAACAGGCUGGAUAGACGUCCUCAUCCUAUAUUAUUGCGAACAAUCACCGUCCCUACUAUCAGCACUGAACUCUGCAAAAGUUUAAAUAACAAUGAUCCUCUUAUUACUGAAGCAGUUAUUUGUACACACGAUACAACUCUGCAGCAACACGCUUGUGACGGGGAUGAAAGUAAUCCCCUCAAUGACCUUGAAAAUCGUUAUCUGUAUGGUAUUAUGUUAUGGACUCGGGGCCGUGGAUUUCCUGAUGUUUAUCUAAACUUGAGUUAUCCUGACUACAAAGCCUGGAUUGUUCCAGAAAUUGUACGAAUUGCAUCCAAGCGACCUCUUCUUCGAGCCCCAUAA